Messenger RNA from Grus americana (Whooping crane), 4539 nucleotides. RefSeq names its product RAB29, member RAS oncogene family (gene RAB29). The record is from RefSeq and is a predicted model, not a curated record. Bases 715 to 1116 code for a protein of 133 amino acids. Gene Ontology annotation, molecular function: GTPase activity; GTP binding. The transcript has 5 exons. Gene Ontology annotation, biological process: vesicle-mediated transport. NCBI's taxonomy places the organism in Eukaryota, Metazoa, Chordata, Aves, Gruiformes, Gruidae. Gene Ontology annotation, cellular component: trans-Golgi network; vesicle; Golgi apparatus.
CAGACAGUUUUCUUUUUCUUUUCCUUUUCCUUUUCCUUUUUUUCUUUUUCUUUUUUUUUUUUUUAAAUUAGUUCCUGGCUUCAAUAAGUCCCAGGCCUGUUGAACGUGGCUAGCGCAGCUGGACGGUUCUCUCGCUGCAGUGAAAACCUGAGGCAUCGUAAUCUGAGAUUGUCUGAGCUCCCUGCCAGACACGGAGGGAUGGUUACGUGCACGGGAUGGUUACAGACCCUGGUGGUCCUGGAUUCUGAAAAGCCCUGUGAUUUGGGGGAGUGGGGUGCACCCAGUGCUGCAUUUGCUGGAAGAACUCCACCUUGCCGUCCUCCUUCCCAAAGAACUGCAGAGCAGCAUCUCUGCUGCUGUUUGCGAGGGCUUCGACAGCAGACCUGCCAGGCUGGGCUUUGCAAGACAGGCAGGAAUGCUGCUCUGUUCGUUGUGUCAUUUAACUCUCUGACGUUCAGGAAGGGACAAGCCCCAGCGCAGCAUCCCGGGGAGGGAUGAGAUGCUGAUAACGCGCUUGACUUCUGCUUAUCUGAAAGCAUUUUGUGUGUCUGUGGUCAUCCUCUCUGCAGGCUGUGGAGCGGGCAGUGUGCGGAGCCCUCUGGAUUUAACCCUUAUUUUGCAGUGGAUUUUGCUCUGAAGGUGGUCCAGUGGUCGGAAUCGGAGACAGUACGACUUCAGCUCUGGGACAUUGCAGGGCAGGAACGCUUCACAUCCAUGACGCGGCUGUACUACAGGGAGGCGUCAGCCUGCGUUAUCAUGUUUGAUGUCACCAACGUCAGCACGUUCAGCAACAGCCAGAAGUGGAAGCAGGAUUUGGACAGCAAGCUCAUGCUGCCAGACGGGAGCCCCGUGCCCUGCCUACUGCUGGCUAACAAGUGCGACCUUUCCCCAUGGGCAGUGACAAGAGAAGAAGUGGAUCGGUUCAGCAAAGAAAACGGCUUUUCUGGUUGGGUGGAGACGUCUGUCAAGGAAAACAAGAAUAUUAACGAGUCCAUGAGAGUCCUGAUUGAAAAGAUGAUGUCCUCAUGCACUGGUGAUGGAAGUUCCUCUGCUGCCGGCAGUGGGGAUUACAUUAACAUAAAAGAGACAUCCCCGCCAGGCUGGGCUUGCUGUUAGAUGCACUGACUCCACCAUCUGCCUUGGGUCCAGCACCAAUGUCCUUUUAUUAUUAUCAUCAUUUUUUUCCUAAACUGGCUGUCACUGGUUUUUUGGGGGUUUUUUUUCACAUGAUCAUGAACUAUCUUCUGUUCAGUGCAUAUUCGUUCUCAGCAGAGCACAGCUGCAAUGACUUGGAGUGAGGAGCGGGAAGAAGAGAGGACGGAAGAGGUUCCUCUUUCUGCUAGUGCAGCAGCAACUGGAAGCUCUGCUGCCAGUCCUGUAGCGCGAUCCGUGUUCGAGCACAUGGCGUGGAUUAAUUUUUUUUUUUUAAAUCUUGAGCACUUCAUCUUCUGACAUGUGACGGCCUGUCUCAGGCAGGGUGAAGGAUGUCGAAGGUAUAUUUCUAAUAUUUUUGCACCUUUUAUUCCCCACCGCCUGCACCCACCGUACCGAGGCACCAGUCCAAAGCCUUACGGUGACUUUCCUUUGACGCGCGCAGAGUUCAAGCAGUCUCUGUGCCUGUGGAUUCUUGGGGUGGGAUUACAGCAAACUCUUUUACUUCAUGCUCCGGAACUACAUACCUCUGCUUACAUAUCCUGGAGAGCCCAACACAUCUCAUCAUUGCCACUAGCUGUCCUUCAGAUGGGAAGCCAGAUGCGGAUUAGCAUGGUGUCCCACGUAACCAGACCUGUAACAUUAUCAGCGCGAAUCUGAGGAACGGUGUAGCACAGCCCUUACAUUUGCCUGUACUGACUGUGGUGCUUAACAGCAGAGACCUCAAAUUUUUGUCAAGAAUUGCCCGAUUGCUUUCUGCUCGUUCCUUCUCGCCCUCUGUCUGGCGCAAUCCUACGUAUUCUGUUCUGCUGCCACUUUAUUAGGGCACGGGGAGCUGAAUGAGGAAUAGGUUGUAAACUCCUUUGUGUGACAGAACAACAGUCCUUUUCACUUUUAGGACACCCUGUAUCCUACCAUCUCAAACAGCUUUGCAAUUGCUGAUGAAUUGCCUUCCCACAAUUAUUCCGUAGGGAUGAGUGAAUUUGGUAGCAGGGAUGGUGCUGGAAAGGCAGCUCCCUGAAAGCCCACCCGCUGGUUUUAGGGGUGCGGGGCAGGGGGGAAGCGAAGGAGAAGACUUUGCAGGACAAAAGGAAAUGAAGAGAACGGCUCCCCACUUGCCUUUUGAUGCCCGCUUUCCCGAGAUAUCCCCAGGUACUCGUUGUUGAGAGCACGUCUUGCCAACAGCAACAAAAAAUUGGUCAAAGCAGAUGAGAGAGUUAUCUCGGGAGAGUUAAUAGGAAGCGCAGUCUGUAGGGCUGGAGUUACACAGCGUGGUGUGCAUUUUACGUAAGCAUGCUAUGCUAUAGAAUUGUCUUGCCCCUGCUUUAGGUUAGGACUUGAACAAGUGGUCUUCAAUAACUUUUUUCCCUUCUCGAGUAGUUUAAUUUGAAAACAGGAUUAGAAAUUGGUUUGUCCUGAUUCCUGCUGAAUUAGGACUGCUUUUCUUUGGCAACAUAUUCCUUCUGUCUUCCUUACUUUGUAUAAUCUAUGGAGGGAGACGGUGGUACGAACAGGAACUGGUUGCCUUCACUAUGCACCAAAAAUUCAGAGUUUUCUUCCUCUGGAGUUGAAAAGGAUUGAUAAGAAGCAGUAAGGGCGAAGAAAUUUAGAACUAGCGUUGUGUUCCACUGUUUUAAUUAAAAGCUCAAUGUCUGGGCUAGGAUUCUGUUGUGCAAAUAUUGCCAAAUUUGGUUUUAUGGGCACUUAAAUCCAGCCUUUUGCUGUGCUGUUGGAUUCACUGUAGAAACAUGUGAAAUGUGUAGAGGUGGUUAGCAACAAAAUUGAACUGUCUUGUUGAAUUUUACUUCCUAAAUAUCGUGUUAAAAAAAAAGAAAAAAACCCUGUUUUAAUCCUAUAAAUAUUUCUAGUUCUUUAUGGAACAUGGGGAGAAGGGUCUCAUUUUUAAAAGGAUCUGGCACAAAACCAUUAAGAUUCAUGUGUUAUUUAUUGAUUUCCGUAUAUGCACCUCAAAGCGUUUCAGCAAAGAGGGCAAGUGUUAGAACUGGCCUUACAGCUGGGGAAACUGAGGCACGCAGCGGGAAUCUCUGCCCAGGACCAGCUAACUACUCAAGUCAGUAAGAGCUUGGCACGGAAAGGAAAAAUUUAAUUCUUGUUUCGAUGGCCUAGCUGCUAGGCAUUGCAUCUUGCAGGAAAGCAUCUUUAUACCUUUUGCACGUCAGUUUGCUCUGUACCGGCGCCUCUUUGGUCUCUGGACCUCUUCAUCUGGACGUCUUUUUCGUAAGUGCCUCUCAGAAAGAAGCAAAAAGCCAAAGGAAGAUCUUUGAAGGUUUUCUUGUAUUAUAUAUAAUUUCUGUUCUGCCCAGUGGUUUCCGGUACCGGUGUAUGCCUUGGGUUUGUUUUUUUUUUUUUCACACUGCUUACUGCUUGUUAACAUCUUAAUAGACACAGUAGACAAGUAUCAAGAAACAAGCUUGCACAACAGAAACAGUCGUUGCUUGAGAUCGGUAUAAAACCCAACCAGACAGGAAAACGAUUUUACUGUGCAGAUGUGUGUGUUUUUUUUCAGAGCUUGCUCUGUGGCACACAAGAUGCUUAAAAAUGCAAAACAAAAUUAAAAAAAAAAAAACAAACCCCACCUUGAUUUAGUCCUGUAAGACAAACUGAUUGAAAAGCCCCAGCUAAACGCGCUCUUUGCUGGGACAGGCAGCGUGUGCAGAACCUGUGAAAUUCACUGUGCCCGGCUUGUGCGAGCUGAAAUCAUUCUCCUUUUUAAAACAACUGCAAGGGAAAAGCCAACUCGAGUGAAGCAGUUUCUAAGAAAUAUUUUAAACAAAACUAAGUGUCGUUCAUGCAGACCGAUAAAAACUUUAAUCUUUCAAAUAUGAAUCAGAAAAGCCUUGUCUUUAUUCUGAUGAGCUGUGCUUUGCGGGUGUCUUCGUCAGGAGGGACCUGGUUUGAAAAUGAAGGCGUUUUGAUUUUUCCCUUCUGCAGUGCCUGCUUUGACUUUUUACCGUGUGCGACUGGGCCAACUAUACCUAUUUCACUCUUCCACGUGUUGUUUCUCAUUCCUAUAACUUUAAUUUGUGGUCACGGGACUCAAAACCACAUGAAGUUUAAUGGUGUAUUUUAUAUGUUGAUGAGAGCACGCUAUGGCUCCACAUAGCUGGGAAUUUUUACUGCAAUGCAACUUGAAAUCCUGAGGGCAGACUAUAGUUCAGAAAUAAGUCAACAAUAUCAAGCCUUUUUUUUUUUUUUUUUAAAAUUGCAUGCAGUUACGCAGAAGUAUUUUAGAGACAGGGUUCUGAUUACUGUAAAGUUGCAGUAUUAUCAUGUUACUAUAAAGAGAAGAAACUGCUGGGAGGUUUUCUCCAUAUCAAUCAGUAACUAAUGCAGUGUUGCCAAAGUUUGAAAUAAACGUUUGACAUU